CUGUGUCACGUGACACGGGCCAACAUGGCGGCGCCCAUGGGACCGGAAGCGGAAGUGGCUCCACAGAGGCACCGCGGGGCAGCUGCGACGGCGCCGGGGCCGGGGGGCUCUCCUGAGCCCCCUCCCCACCAUGUUCCUGCUGCCCUGCUCUGCCCUCGCCCUCCUCCUCCUCACCUGCCUGGCUCUGGAGCCGCCCCCGCGCCGCCCUCCGCCCUCCAAUCCCGCGUUCCGCGGCUUCCAGCGGCAGUUCCUGCUGGGAUACCUGCCGGCGCUGGCUGCCGACUGGCUGCAGGGCCCGCUGCUCUUCCAGCUGCUGCACGGCCGGGGCUUCCUGCGCAGCCAGAUCGCCGCCCUCUACUCCUGCGGCUUCGCCUCCAACGUCGCCUUCGGCCUCGUCUCCGGGAUUUUUGUGGAUCGGCUGGGCCGCAAGAAGUCCUGCGUGCUGUCCUCGGGGCUGUGCUCUGUGUCCUGCCUGCUGCAGCUCUCCCAGGAUUUCCUGGCGCUGGCAGCUGCCCGGGUGCUGGCGGGGCUCGGCACCUCCCUGCUCUUCUCCGCCUUCGAGUCCUGGUACGUGCACGAGCACCUGGAGCGCCACGACUUCCCGGCCGAGUGGAUUCCCGACACCUUCUCCCGCGUGGCGCUCUGGAACGGCGGCCUGGCCGUGGCGGCGGGGCUGCUGGCCGAGCUGCUGGCCGAGGGGCUGGCGCUGGGCCCCGUGGCCCCGUUCCUGGCGGCGCUGCCCUUCCUGGCUCUCUCGGGGAUCUUCGCUGGGAAAAACUGGGAUGAGAACUAUGGGAAGAGCCGGCCCUGCGGGAAGGCCUGCGGGGAAGGCCUGCGGGGCCUCGUAUCCGAGCCGCGGGCGCUGCUCCUGGGGCUGGUGCAGGCCCUGGUGGAGAGCAUCCUGCUCAUCUUUGCCUUCCUUUGGACGCCCGUCCUGGAGCCGCACGGGAUCCCUCUGGGAAUCGCCUUCUCGGGCUUCACGGCCGCCGGCGCCGCGGGCUCGGCGCUGUUCCGGCGCGGCGUCACCGGGAGGCUCCGGCUGCAGCCGCUGCGGCUCCUGCCCGGCUCCGUCCUGCUGCUGGCGCUGGCCCUUCUGCUCCUGGCCUUGCCGCUGGACGCCCCCGGCGACUUCCUCGCCGUGCUGCUGCUGCAGUUCUCCUGCGGGAUCUACUUCCCGGCCAUGGCGUUCCUGCGGCGCCGGCUGGAGCGCGGCGGGGACCCGGCGGGGGCAGCGCGGUGGCUGCGGCUGCCCCUGGGCCUGGGGGUGGCGCUGGCGCUGCCCGCCCUGCCCGGGGACCCCGCGGGGACACGGGGCGUCUUCGGGGCCGCGGCCCUGGCGGCGCUGGUGGCGCUGGGGGCAGCCGGGGGGGUCCUGGGCACCAGGCGUGGGGACGAGGGGCUGAGGGUGGGGGACGAGGGGCUGCUCGAGGGGGACACUGGGGAGUGACGAGGACGCUGGGACAGGGACACUGGGACAGCUCAGCAGCGACGCCUGGCUGUGGUGGGGACCCUGGGACAGUGUGAGGGGGUCACCAAGGUGUGACAGGAACACCGGGCUGGGACAGGGACACUAGGACAGCUCGAUGGGGACACCGGGGUGGACAGGGACACUGGGACAGCUUGGUGGGGACACUGGGGUGGGACAGGGACACUGGGACAGCUCCAUGGGGACACCGGGGUGGACAGGGACACUAGGACAGCUUGGUGGGGACACCAGGGUGGACAGGGACAUUGGGACAGCUUGACAGGGACACAGGGGUGUAAUGGGGACAGCAGGGUGUGACAGGGACAGCUUGGUGGGGACACUGGGGUGUGAUAGGAAUGGGGACACUGGGGUGGGACAGGGACAGCAGGACAGGUGUGACAGGGACACAGAGAUGUGACAAGGAAAGGGAGACACUGGGAUGUCACAGUGACAGGAGCACCAGCUCUAUGGGGACACCAGGGACACAGGGACAGCUUGAUGGAGCACUGGGAUUUGACAGGGACAAGGACAGUAACACCUGGCUGGGACAGGAACACUGGGACAGCUCAACAGGGACACCAGAGUGUGACAGGGUCAGGGACACAGGAAGAGCCCAUGGGGUCACCAGGCAGUGAUGGGGUCACAGUGUGACCCCUGUGCUGAGCUGUGAGUGACAGAAACACUGAGACACCCAUGGGGACACUGAGCACUGAGGGGCCACAGUGCCACCCCACGAUGGACUGUGGGUGACAGUGGCACUGGGACACCCGAUCGAUCAUGACAAGGAACUGUGACAGUCACAGUGUCACCUCAUGGCUGAGCUGUGGGUGACAGUGACACUGGGACACCCCACUGGUGAUAUUAAGCUGCGACAGGUCACAGUGUCACCUCCAUGAUGAAAUAUAGGUGACAGUGACACUGGGACACCCCGAUGGUGACACAGAGCUCUGCUGGUGACCCGUGACCAGUGCCACCCCCACAACGAGCUCUGGGUGGCAACACGGGGACAGCCUGAGGUGACACUGAGCUGGACAGAUCACGGUGUCACCCCCAUAACGAGGUGAUGGGGACACCGGUACACCUCGGGGGCUGUGACAGGUCACAGUGCCACCUCCCCCACGGCACAGCAGAGGGGACAUGGGGACACCAGGCCAGGUGUGGCCUGUGACCGACCCCGUGUGGUGUCAUGGGGGUGGGGGGGUGUAUUAAUUACUUAAUGAAUUUCUAAUAAACCCACCCAGCAGAGGUGUUUGUGAAGUCCUCCUCCUCUUCCUGCCCCCCAAACCUGGGUCUGGGGGACCCUGAAACCCCUCCAGAGCGGCCCCAGUGCAAACCAGUGACUCCCAGUCCAGCCACGUCUCCAGUGCAAGCUUUGCGCUGGUUUGACCCCAAG
Messenger RNA from Pyrgilauda ruficollis (rufous-necked snowfinch), 2858 nucleotides. It is a transcript of the gene SLC61A1, whose product is annotated as major facilitator superfamily domain containing 5. The coding region runs from base 131 to 1447 and encodes 438 amino acids. Gene Ontology annotation, molecular function: molybdate ion transmembrane transporter activity. The record is from RefSeq and is a predicted model, not a curated record. Gene Ontology annotation, cellular component: membrane. Gene Ontology annotation, biological process: molybdate ion transport. Lineage: Eukaryota; Metazoa; Chordata; Aves; Passeriformes; Passeridae. The transcript is spliced from 2 exons.